UUCUCUUAAAUCUCAUUUUCUCUCAAAUCUCAAAUAUUCUAAGAAAAGCAGAGUUACUAUCGAGAAUAAAGUAGAAAAAGUUUAAGAAAAUGAAAAUGGAAAGUGAUGUUAUGCUGUCAAAAUUUAAGAGAAUUUGUGUGUUUUGUGGGAGUAGUCAAGGGAAGAAAAGUAGUUAUCAAGAUGAUGCUAGUGAGCUAGGCCAAGAAUUGGUCUCAAGAAACAUUGAUUUGGUCUAUGGAGGAGGUAGCAUAGGCCUGAUGAGUUUGGUUUCACAAGCAGUUUAUGAUGGUGGUAGGCAUGUUAUUGGAGUUAUAAUCAAGACACUCACGCCUAGAGAGUUGACUAGUGAAAUAGUAGGAGAAGUGAAGGUAGUUGCAAAUAUGCAUCAAAGAAGAGCAGAAAUGGCUAAGCACUUUGAUGCUUUUAUUGCUUUACCAGGUGUUUAUGGCACACUAGAUGAGCUACUUGAAGUAAUUAGUUGGGCACAACUUGGCAUUCAUGAUAAGCCGGUAGGAUUGCUGAAUGUGGAUGGAUAUUACAAUUCAUUAUUGUCAUUUAUUGACAAAGCUGUGAAGGAGGGCUUCACUAGUCCCAAUGCUCGCCAAAUUAUCGUAUCUGCACCAACAACAACAGAGCUUGUCGAGAAACUCGAGGAAUAUGUUCCUUGUCAUGAAAGAUUUGCUUUGAAGUUGAACUGGGAGACGGAGAAGAAGUUUGGCAACCAUCAAGCACAAGAAACUGUGCAGUGAUUACAAAAAGGCGAUUUGCAAGCAUGUAAUUUCUCUCUCUUUUAGGCAAGUUAGAAUGGAGAGAAAUAUAAGGGUUUUUGCAACAUAUAAUUUCAAACAAUUUCUCUGUUAGUGAACAACAAAGUGUUAAUGAAUCGAAAUAGGCCUCACAUGGCUUCAAUACACUUUGAGUUUAUGUUUUGAACAAGAAAAUGACAUGAAUAACAAGGUAACAUUGCUAGUGAAUCGAAAUAGACCUCACAACGGCUUCAUUAGACUUUGAGUUUUUUGUUUUGAACAAGAAAAUGAGAUGAAUAGCAAGGCAACAAUGCUAGUGAAUUGAAAGAGCCCCACACGGCUUCACUAGACUUUAGAUUCAACAAUACAAUGUUAAAACGAUAAAAAUUGCUCAACAUAGUACUUAUACAAAUCUCUUUUGCCACUUCAUUGACAUAUGAUCCAUCUUCUCUCUUAUGAGUAGCAAGAUAAAGUUUUGUUCAUCCAGACUUAUGCCAGUCUCAACCAU
Capsicum annuum is the source of this 1254-nucleotide messenger RNA. RefSeq names its product cytokinin riboside 5'-monophosphate phosphoribohydrolase LOG3-like. The transcript has a single exon. Gene Ontology annotation, biological process: cytokinin biosynthetic process. Gene Ontology annotation, cellular component: nucleus; cytosol. The coding region runs from base 90 to 749 and encodes 219 amino acids. NCBI's taxonomy places the organism in Eukaryota, Viridiplantae, Streptophyta, Magnoliopsida, Solanales, Solanaceae. Gene Ontology annotation, molecular function: hydrolase activity, hydrolyzing N-glycosyl compounds. The record is from RefSeq and is a predicted model, not a curated record.